Molecule: messenger RNA, 3937 nt
Organism: Vitis vinifera (wine grape)
Lineage: Eukaryota; Viridiplantae; Streptophyta; Magnoliopsida; Vitales; Vitaceae
Product: pre-mRNA-processing factor 39-2
Exons: 13
Coding region: 129-3719 (1196 amino acids)
Biological process (GO): mRNA 5'-splice site recognition; RNA processing
Cellular component (GO): U1 snRNP; U2-type prespliceosome; commitment complex
Molecular function (GO): protein binding
Source: RefSeq, a predicted model, not a curated record
AAGACAAAAUCCAAAACGCAGGAGCUAACUGAGAAAUCACUGCUUUCCUUAAACCCUACACGGAAAUCUCUCCUAUUCUUCUCUCUUACAAUUAGGGAUUUCUGUGCGAUGCCGAACUUCUGAUUUCCAUGGAAGACGAUUGUUCGGUCGACUUUGAUGUGCUCAAACUUCCUGAAUUUGUUGCCAAAGGCUUAUUAGGCUUUGAUGCCUGGACUUCACUUAUUUCAAAUAUUGAAAAAACAUAUCCGGAUGACAUAAAGAAAAUAUGUUUAGUGUAUGACUCUUUCUUGUCUGAGUUUCCUUUGUGCUAUGGUUAUUGGAGGAAAUAUGCUGAUCACAAGUCACGUUUAUGCACUGUUGACAAAGUUAUUGAAGUUUAUGAACGGGCAGUGCAAUCAGCAACUUACUCUGUUGGUUUAUGGGUUGACUAUUGUAGCUUCAGUAUGUCUGUUUUUGAGGAUCCAUUUGAUGUUCGCAGACUGUUUAAAAGAGGGCUGUCCUUUGUCGGGAAGGAUUACUUAUGUCAUACCUUGUGGGAUAAAUACAUUGAAUUUGAGCUUUCUCAGCAGCAGUGGAGUUUCCUAGCUCACGUUUACAUUCUAACUUUGAGAUUUCCAACAAAAAAAUUACAUCAUUAUUAUGACAGUUUCAAGAAAUUGGUUGCCAUUUGUCAAGAGGAGAUAGAAUCUCAUGGCAAUUCUGGCAUGGAGGUGCAGUCAGAGCUUGUGGUUGAUAGUGAAAACACAACAUAUUAUAAAGAUGAUGAAGUCUCUCACAUCACAACUGACCUCUUGGAUCCAUCCGUUGGCUCAGAUAGAUACAAAGCACUGCAGAAAUAUUUAUCCAUCGGAGAGCAGCUCUAUCAGAAAGCAUGUCAGGUGGAUGCAAAAAUACAUGGUUUUGAAACUCACAUUCGAAGGCCUUAUUUCCAUGUAAAACCACUUGAUGUCAGUCAACUAGAGAAUUGGCAUCAGUAUCUGGAUUUUGUUGAGGUGCAAGGGGAUUUCGACUGGGCUGUGAAGCUUUAUGAGAGAUGCUUAAUACCCUGUGCUAAUUACCCGGAGUUCUGGAUGCGUUAUGUGGAAUUCAUGGAAAUUAAGGGAGGACGAGAGAUAGCUAACUUUGCAUUGGAUCGGUCAACAAAAAUUUUUCUUAAGAGUAUUCCAGCAAUCCAUGUUUUCAAUGCCUGGUUUAAGGAGCAGACUGGAGAUGUAUUUGGUGCACAUGCUGCUUUUGUUCAGUAUGAGACAGAAUCUGAUUCUAGCUUCAUUGAAAAUGUUAUAAAGGAAGCAAAUAUGAAAAAACGACUGGGAAACUUUGCAGCAGCUUCUAAUAUAUUUAAAGAAGCACUUGCCAUAGCAGUGGAGAAGCAGAAGUUUCAUAUUCUUCCAAAUCUAUAUAUUCAUUUUUCUCGACUUGAGUACAUGAUCACUGGUAGUGUGGAUGCUGCUAGAGACGUAUUAAUAGAUGGCAUUAGAUGUGUGCCUGAAUCCAAAAUGCUUCUAGAGGAAUUGAUAAAGUUUGCAAUGAUGCAUGGAGGGCCAAGGCACAUAAAUGUGGUAGAUGCUGUUGUUGCUAAUGCAAUAUCUCCUGGGACUGAUGUGUCUCAAGGUUUGAGUGCUAAAGAUGGGGAGUAUAUAUCAAGAUUAUAUUUAGAGUUUGUUGACCUCUGUGGAACUAUCUAUGACGUAAAGAAGGCAUGGAAUCGUCACAUAAAGUUGUUUCCCCACUGUUUGAGGACUAUGUCCAUAUAUAAGUACCCAGCAACGAGUUCAAAACCCUUGAGAAUAGCUAUGGAAGGAAGACCAGACAUCAUCGCUGCAAUGCCUUGUCAUCCAUUUGGAGAUUCUGGUUCUGACCAUUUGGCCCUGAUCCCAAUAGAAGAGCAAGGACUGUCAUGCCCAGAAAAUCAUGAUAUCCACUCUGAGCAGGUUGUCAAUGUCCAGCUUGAACCAGAAGCAGCUAACAAAAGUGCACAGGAGGGAUUGCAACUGGUCAUUCCCAAAGUUCCAGGGCAGCACAGAGAAGAGGCUUCUGAACCAAAUGUGUCAGAUUCCGUGGUUAAAGAAUAUAAUGAAAUCGAAUCUGUACAAGCCUUGUUAGCAUUGUCCAGAGCAAAUGAUCUUCAGCAAGAGGUUGAGCAUGAACCUUUACAGGACCCGAAGUCUCUUUCACUGGAGUGUCUCUCUUUGAAUCCUCAAGGCAAGGAAUCUCCCGAAUCAAUCCCUGCAUCAUCUCAUGAGGUUGAAGCUCCUGAAGAAGCAUGCAGAUCAAAUGGAAUCAUAACUGAGAGUGUGUACAAUACUGAUGAAAACCCCCCUUCUUCCAGCCCAGUAGGCACUUCAGCUGAUGAUCCUGCUGAAAUUCACAGUGAAUCAGUGGGUCCUUUGUCUUCAGCUAGUCCUCAGCUUCCUACACCAACAGAAGAAUUGUCACAAUCCCUGGUGCCUAAAAGUGGUGGUGGAAAAUGGAAUCAAACGGAUGGUACUGAUAAAUAUGCUCAAAUUCAAAUGUCUCCAGAAAGACAUAAAAAUCCUCCACCAUCAGAAGCAGUUCCACACCCACAGUUGUCUGUAAAUGGUGCUGGAAAUUGGCGUCAAAUGAACAAUGCUGAUAAAGUUCACAGAGAUUCCAGUCCUAGGUUCCAUGGGCAUUCACGAAACAAAAGGCGUGCCUCCCGGCAUGUUCCUCUGGAACAACAGUACCCACGAGAUCAAAUAGGCACUCAAAUGCUUGUGAGCCAAGGUAAUCCUGGUCAGCCUUUUUCUUGGCAAAACCAACAAAAUCAGCAAGGGAGCCAAGCACAACAUCCAAUUCAAACUGCUGGCCAGGGCAAUUUGACAGCUACUCAUGCUUGGCCAAUGCAAAUUGUGCAGCAACAAAACUUUGCCUCUGCAUCUUCAUGUCAAGUGCCAGCCCAACCUGUUACUCAAGCACAGGUGUCUCAAUAUCCCAUGCAAAGUAAUGAGCAGUAUGGGCAUAUGCAGAAUAGCCAAGCAUAUAAUCAGAUGUGGCAUUAUUAUUACUACCAGCAGCAGCAACAUUUUAUUCAACAACAGCAACUACAAUUGCAGCAACAGCCUCAGCAGCAGCAGCACCCACAAGAGUCCGAGCAACUCCAGCAGCAGCAGCUGCAACCGUCCCAGCAGCCACUGUCCCAGCAGCUGCAAUCCCAUCAACAGCAGCUUUUGCAACAACAAUAUCAACAGCAGCAUCUGGAACUGCAACAGCAUUAUCUUCAGCAGCACCAACAACAGUUCCAGCAUCAACAAAAUCAUCAGCAACAGCUGCAGUUGCAACAGCAACAGUAUGUACUGCAGCAGCAACAAUCCUAUCAACAGCAGCAGCAGCAACAACAUCUGCUUUACUUGCAGCAACUACAGCAGCAACAACAAGAACAUGAGCCUCAAAAGCAACAACAGCAGCAACAAUUGCAACAGAAAGAAGAUCAAGAACAGCAGCAACAACAACUGCUGAUAACUCCAUUACAAAUUCAGCAGGCAUGGAACAACUACCAACAGCAGGCUUCUUUGCAGUACUAUGAUGCCACGAGUCAUUCAGGAACGGAAUCAAAUCAGCAGAUUAUGGUACCCCAGGGCCAGCCAGCGACUCCACAUAGUACCAGUUCAUCUGAACAUGCAGCAUCACCGGGUGUCCAACAACAAUCUCCAAAAUUAAUGAAACAGACGGAUGAUAAUUCCCCCAUUAACUCAGUGUAGAGGCAUUACCUAACCCCAAUAGGUUUGUUUUAUUUCAUUUUGUUCUUAUUUUUUAAAUUGUAUCAUAAUUCCUCUUUCUCUAAGAUUGCCUUCUUGUAAAAGUUUGACUAGACUUUGUCUGUAGGAGUCCAAGCUGUUUUAAUCCAUUUAUAUCAUCUUCCUUGUAGAACUCAAGAAAACAAUCUUUUAUCUUCAACUCGUGGCCAUUUUGAUUUGAA